UCUUGCUACCUUCUAACAUGACAGGCAGCUUCCAGGGAGAGAAAGUGGGCACACUAGGACCCAGCUUCAUGUUUGUAAGAAGUUCAUUUCCUCAGUAACAUCAAUCUACUAUGAAGCUCUGUCUUUGAAAGCUCCUACCUCCCAUAAUGCAUAGAACAUUAUAUUUCUAGUUCAGAAAAAUUGGGGAUUUGGAAACCUAGGACUCCAUCCUCUGUAUUUCUUGUAAACUGAGUUCCUGUAAUCUGGUCAGAUUGAAGCUUGAUUCCCAUGUUCCAGUGAUGGGGCAGAUGUCUUUAAAGGUUGAAUAUAUUUCAGGAAAAGUGUUUUUCACUACCUGUUCAGAUUUGCCCUCGAUGAAGAAGUUAAAGUCAGCGGAAAGACUGUUUUUGUUGAUUAAGAAGCAGCUUCCCAUUGCAGUCUCUUCUCUACACAAAGGAAGAAUGUUUAACGAGAUGCAAAGAUUUAUAAAUGAUGAUCCAGGAAGUUGGCUGGAGGCCAUUUCACUUUGGAGAAAACUUCUCAAACAUGAUCCAAAAAGAGAAAAAGUUUCUCAAAGGGAUGCUAACCCACUAAAACGGAAAGCAGGAGAAAAUGAAAUUAUCAUUGCUAAGAAAUUAAAAGUAGAGGAGAUACAAAUGGUUGCCGAGAGUCAUGGGGACAGCCAGCAGGACAAACCACUGCAAGGCUCACCAAAGCAAGGGGAAGCUGUCACUAGAACAGAGCUUCAAGAACAGAGAAGACUCCAUAGUGCCACGGAGAAGGCAGCUGAUGCUCAGAACCAGGACGACUUGACCUUCAGGGUUUCCUGUCGCUGCAGUGGGAAUAUCAGAAAGGUCAUCACUGGACAGGAGGCAGGAAGGGUGAUUGGGCUCGCUCUCAUGAGGCAGUUUGGAUGGAAAGCUGAUUUGAGGAAUCCAAAUUUAGAGAUCUUCUUGCACCUGAGUGAUGCUUACUCUGUGGUAGGAAUUCCUCUGCUCAGAGUUCCCUUAGCCAGCAGAACUUACAUCCAGACGGCUGGGCUGCGGUCAACCAUAGCGUGGGCCAUGGCAUCCAUUGCAGAGAUUAAGGCUGGAGCUCUGGUUUUAGAUCCAAUGUGUGGCCUCGGGACUAUACUUGUGGAAGCUGCUGAAGAGUGGCCAGAUGUAUUUUACAUGGGUGCUGAUGUGAGCGACACACAGUUACAUGGCGCAUGUGGCAAUCUGAAGGCCGCAGGCCUUGCAGACAGAAUUGAGUUACUUAAAGGCUCUGUUACAGAUUUACCACUGCCAUCACAAAGUAUGGAUGUUAUUAUUUCUGACAUUCCAUUUGGAAAAAAAUUUAAGUUAGGAAAAGACAUCAAAAGCAUUCUACAAGAAAUGGAAAGAGUGCUGCGUGUUGGUGGAGCCAUGGUCUUGUUGCUCAGUGAAGAUCACCACCGGCAUCUUACAGACUGUGGAGGCAGCAGCAUGCCCCUGACUUCCCAGGGCCACGUCACUGACCCUGAGAUGAAGAUGCUUUUGAAUCCUGACAGAACUGGUGCACCAGACACAGCAUCACCUUCACAAAAAGCAAGUAGCUUGCAGUGUCUGGGCAAGGUGUUGCCCUGUGGCUCAUUGGUACCAGUGGAGUCCUUCAAAGUUAGCCUUGGAAAAACAGAUGCACUCAUAUGUAAGUAUAAGAAGGCACACGCCUUAGGACUGUCCCCAGCUGGAUGCCAGGAGCCGGGUGCGCAUCCUGAGAUGGCAGCCAUGCAAGAGUCCCCUUGUCUCCAGGAUUCCUCAUAGAGCUCCAAGAACACAGCCUCUGUGGGUGGAAAUGGCCAAAAACACUCUUGUCAAAUAAGGCCUCCUGCUAUGUCCUCUCCAGUAUCCAGUUCUUGACGAAGAACAGCUGAUUAAGAUUUUGAAAAAAUUUGAUGUAAAAACUACUUCUUCCCAAAAGUCUAACUUUUAGAAAUGAGGAAACCUUUAUGUGUAACUUUUUUUAUAUAUUAAACUUGAUUUUUUUUAACCUA
Mastomys coucha (southern multimammate mouse) is the source of this 1993-nucleotide messenger RNA. RefSeq names its product THUMP domain containing 2 (gene Thumpd2). Gene Ontology annotation, molecular function: RNA binding; tRNA (guanine) methyltransferase activity. Bases 279 to 1763 code for a protein of 494 amino acids. The transcript is spliced from 10 exons. Lineage: Eukaryota; Metazoa; Chordata; Mammalia; Rodentia; Muridae. The record is from RefSeq and is a predicted model, not a curated record. Gene Ontology annotation, biological process: tRNA methylation.